ACCUCUGCUCCCGCGCUUCCUGCGCCUGCCUCCAGCUUCCUGCAGCGUUUCCCUUAGACUCUGCUCUAGGACCUGGGUUGCCUGUUUCAGAGCCUCUCCCCGCGGACCCGUUUCUCUGCCGUCCCCAGCGGACUCCCCUGGCCUCGGCCCUGCAAGCUGUUGGGUCUAGAGUGUCCCACCACUUGGGUGACGUCUUCUCUCCCCUGGACCAUUGAACUGGCUUCUCACUGCUCUUCUAGUUCAGCUUUUCCUUAAAGGGCUGUGGUUCUGAGAGAGGCCUGGCCUGGAGGGCUUUUAUCGUGUCGACCACGUUCUUCAUUCUCAGAGGCUUGUUGGUGCCUGGCAUUAGAAGCCCUCUUCGACGGAUCCCCAGCUUCUUCCUGGCUUUGCCUCUGUGUUCUCCAACCGCCAGUCCCGGAAGUCAGCCUCACGUGCAGAGGACAACAGUGCCAUGGCAGACAGUGAAGGGUACCGGAACCCCACAGAGGUGCAGAUGAGCCAGGUGGUGCUGCCCUGCCACACCAACCAGCGUGCCGAGCUGAGCGUGGGGCAGCUGCUCAAGUGGAUUGAUACGACGGCCUGCCUGUCCGCGGAGAGGCAUGCUGGCUGUCCCUGCGUCACGGCCUCCAUGGACGAUAUCUAUUUUGAGCACACUAUUAGUGUUGGACAAGUGGUGAAUAUCAAGGCCAAAGUGAACCGGGCUUUCAACUCCAGCAUGGAGGUGGGCAUCCAGGUGGUCUCUGAGGACCUGUGCUCUGAGAAGCAGUGGAGCGUGUGCAAGGCCUUAGCCACCUUUGUGGCCCACCGGGAGCUCUCCAAGGUGAAGCUGAAACAGACCACGCCAAGGACAGAGGAGGAGAAGACUGAGCACAGUGUGGCAGCUGAGCGCCGGCGCUUGCGGCUGGUCUACGCAGACACCAUCAAGGACCUCCUGGCCAACUGUGCCAUUCAGGAUGAUCUGGAGAGCAGAGACUGCAGCGACAUGGUGCCCGCCGAGAAGACCCGAGUGGAGAGUGUGGAGCUGGUCCUGCCCCCUCACGCCAAUCACCAGGGCAAUACAUUCGGGGGCCAGAUCAUGGCCUGGAUGGAGAACGUGGCCACCAUCGCUGCCAGCCGGCUGUGUCGUGCCCACCCUACACUGAAGGCCAUUGAGAUGUUCCACUUCCGGGGCCCAUCCCAAGUUGGGGACCGCCUGGUGCUCCAGGCCAUCGUGAACAACGCCUUCAAGAAUAGCAUGGAGGUGGGUGUGUGUGUGGAGGCUUACCGCCAGGAGGCCGAGACCCACCGCCGGCACAUCAACAGCGCCUUCAUGACCUUCGUGGUGCUGGAUGCAAAUGAUCAGCCCCAGAUGCUGCCCUGGAUUCGGCCUCAGCCGGGGGAUGGCGAGCGGCGGUACCGAGAGGCCAGUGCCAGGAAGAAGAUGCGCCUGGACAGGAAGUACAUUGUGUCCUGUAAGCAGGCGGAGAUGCCUCUCUCUGUCCCCUGGGACCCGAGCAAUCAGGUGUACCUGAGCUACAACAACGUCUCCUCCCUGAAGAUGCUUGUCGCCAAGGACAACUGGGUGCUGUCCUCAGAGAUCAACCAGGUCUGCCUGUACAUUCUGGAGGAUGAGCAAUACCUCUCCUUCCACAUGGAGAUGCUGGUGCAUGUGGACACAACCCAGGCCUUCCUGCUACUCUCAGACCUGCGUCGGAGGCCGGAGUGGGACAAGCAUUACCGGAGCGUGGAACUAGUGCACCAGGUGGACGAGGACGAUGCCAUCUACCACGUCAUCAGCCCUGCCCUCGGCGGCGAUGCCAAGCCCCAGGACUUUGUGAUCCUGGCGUCCCGGCGGAAGCCUUGUGACAAUGGGGACCCCUAUGUCAUUGCACUCAGGUCAGUUACGCUGCCCACUCAUCGUGAGACGCCAGAGUAUAGGCGCGGGGAGACCCUCUGCUCAGGCUUCUGCUUCUGGCGCAUGGGGGACCAGUUGACCAAGGUGUCCUACUACAACCAGGCCACUCCGGGCUUUCUCAACUAUGUGACCACCAAUGUGGCUGGCCUCUCCUCUGAGUUCUACAACACAUUCAAGGCCUGUGAGCAGUUCCUUUUGGACAACCGAAAUGAUCUGGCCCCCAGCCUCCAGACCCUCUAGGCACCUUCAGUGGCCAACUCACUCCCACUCCAUCCUGCCAAGGACACAUGUGCAGUGCAUUGAGAAAGGCAGACAUUUAUUUUUCCUGCCUCCCUAAUGGGAAGCCUUGACCCAGGGGUCCUUCAGUCCACUGGGUGGUCAGUUUCUGCCAACAUCUGCCAGCAAGUCUUCGCGGUAACUCUGGGGCAGCCUGUAGUAGACCCGGGUUCUGUCCACGGCCCUGGCUGCGAGCAGUACUGUCCGCACAGAUGUAUAGUUGCCCUCUGUGGAGCUGUGCUCCACUGUGACAGUGGCCCGGGGUGAGGCUGCCAGUAGCCUGGCCACAACUCCAGCCAUGCUCUGGCCCAGCAGCCCAGCCUGCAGCUGGAAGGACACAGGUUGCCAGAGGCCCUGGCACAGCUCCAGCAUAUCUGUGAGCAGCUGUUCCCCAUAGCCACUGCCCAGCACCUCCUCAGGCCAGCCUGGUGCCACUGUCACAUGGGGGAAAACCUCGGCUACCGCUGUAAGCAACUCCUUGCCAGCCACGUGGCCAGGAACCACAAAACUCCCAUGGGAGACUGUGGCACCGACCCAUACAGGCCGAGAAAGGUGGCCACGGGUGGAGAGGUGGGCCAGCACUGCCAGAGACGGCCGAAGGGCUGUGGGCUCUGCUAUGUGCAAAUGAAUGCCCCAGCGUCCAGGGUGGGUGGCAAGCUGCAGCAGGCAUGACUCCAGCGUCAGGACAGGGCCACCUGCGGCACGUACUAUGGGCAUAGGAUCCCCAGCUGCAAGCUCCUGGAGGCCAACGUUCAGCAGGAUCAUGCCUUCUUUGUCUGGAAAAGGUGGUGGAGGCAACAGUGUCUGGAGUUCAGUUAUCAGGGGGAUGUCAGAGGCCCUUGUUAGAGGGGUGGAGGGGUGGUAAUGGGCAGCCAAGGAGGAGGAGCUAGUGCCUCUUCUGUCUGGGAUCUGUGGACAGGUCUGGGCCCUAAGUGGAAGGGCUGAUUUACAAAUGUGCCUGGGGCUCAUCAGAAUGACAUGAAAAGCCGUCAGCCUCACAAUGUGGC
Molecule: messenger RNA, 3177 nt
Organism: Rhinolophus ferrumequinum (greater horseshoe bat)
Lineage: Eukaryota; Metazoa; Chordata; Mammalia; Chiroptera; Rhinolophidae
Gene: ACOT11
Product: acyl-CoA thioesterase 11
Exons: 18
Coding region: 452-2134 (560 amino acids)
Cellular component (GO): extracellular exosome
Molecular function (GO): lipid binding; thiolester hydrolase activity
Source: RefSeq, a predicted model, not a curated record